Diorhabda carinulata is the source of this 1291-nucleotide messenger RNA. RefSeq names its product tRNA pseudouridine synthase-like 1. Gene Ontology annotation, biological process: tRNA pseudouridine synthesis. Bases 350 to 1291 code for a protein of 313 amino acids. The record is from RefSeq and is a predicted model, not a curated record. Lineage: Eukaryota; Metazoa; Arthropoda; Insecta; Coleoptera; Chrysomelidae. The transcript has 5 exons. Gene Ontology annotation, molecular function: pseudouridine synthase activity; RNA binding.
AUCAUAUAAAUUAUUGUGUAUAUUAUUAAUAGGUUUAAAUUUGAUAUGAUUUUCACUAAAUCAUCUAUACAUAAGAAAUAAAUUGAAUUAAUUCAUAUAAUCUUCUAGUGUUUGAUUAUAAGUUUUUCUGUUUCCCGUGUACAGAUAUCAAUUAAAUUUAUUACAUAAAUAUUAUAAUUCUCUUGGUUUUUCUGAUUAAACGUAGUCUAAAAAUUUUCUUCCACUGGCUGGGGAUGUCACGCUAUUAGUAAAAAAUUGAAUAUAAAACAGAAGAAGUAAAUUGUGGAUGAAUUUGUUUAAGUUUUUUACUUUUUUUAUUUAAAUAAAAACUUUUUAAAAUAGACUUAUUAUGUGCUCUCAUAGAUAUUUUUUAUAUUUUGCUUACAUUGGAAAAUCAUUUCGAGGGUCUCAACGACAAAUAAAUAGAAAUUUAUCCAAAAUUGAUGAUCCUUUAUCCAUCCAAGGUAGAUUAGAGAUGGGUUUAAAAUUACUUAAUCCAACAAAUGAACCUAUAGUAAUCAUGUCUUCCAGGACUGAUGCAGGCGUUAACGCGUUUGGUAGUACAUGUCACGUAGAUUUAAUUAGAAACAAUGAAAUAGGCUUUGACCCUCCAACAAUAACGUUAUGUUUAAAUAAAUAUUUUGAAAGAGAGGAUGUUCCUAUUCGAAUCCUGAAGACAUAUAACGUACCGGAAACGUUUCAUUGUCGUUACAAUGCAUUAUCUAGGACAUACUUGUACAGAUUAAUGAUUGCUCCUGCAAAUGCUGAAAAUCUGAAUAUCCAUUAUCGUUAUAUCCCUAUUGAAGAGUGGAGAAGAUGUUUAUUUUUCUGCACUGACACUUUUGAUAUUGAAAAAAUGAGAGAAGGAGCCAAAUUAUUUGAAGGUUAUCAUGACUUUAGAACUUUUAUGGGAAAAAACAAACAACCGGGUUAUAAAUUGACUAGAAGAGAAGUAGAAUAUAUAACAAUUAAAAAAAUUGAAAGGCCUGGUUAUAGCUCCUACAGUUGGCCACCAUUUACUAAAACAGAAGAUUAUUUAUUUUUAGAUGUGUAUAUGAAAUCUAAAGGCUUUUUAUAUAGACAAGUUCGAAGGACAGUUGCUGCACUGAUCGCUUUGGCACGAAGUAAAAUUGAAGUUAGGGACAUAAAAUUGAUGCUAGAGGUGCCGUCUCGUUAUUCUUGGUAUCCUCAGAUAAAAAUUUUGCCUGCUUACGGUCUGUAUCUUUGUGAAGUUGAAUACGGGAAGGACGAUCUGGAUACAUUUAGGACCGAGCUGCCGUUAAGUACAUAG